Molecule: messenger RNA, 303 nt
Organism: Podarcis lilfordi (Lilford's wall lizard)
Lineage: Eukaryota; Metazoa; Chordata; Lepidosauria; Squamata; Lacertidae
Source: the annotation of a GenBank genome assembly
AUGUUAACUACUUCUUUCAAACUGCUGUGGUUUCACUCUCUUUAUGGAUUCAUUUUGAUGCAUUUUUCCUUUUCAAGAAGUGAUUGCAAUGGUAAAUUAAGCCUGAGCUUAACAGAUCCUUUUAAGUCAUGGUCUUCCCUGCUCUGGCUUACCUGUAGGAUUGACCCUGCACCCAUUCACAAUACUAGUAGUGAUAAAGUACUGUUAUUUCCAAAGGAAGAGACUUGUUUCAGAAAAGUAAUCCAAGUAUGUAACAGCAAAUUAUUUUCUCAAGGUAAUGAUGGACUCAGUUUGUCAGUGUAA